AUGGCGGCGACGCUGAGGCGGGUACUGAGCGCGGGCGGCGCGGCCGGGCCGGGGGAGGAGAAGGCGGGCGAGGCCGGGCUGCCUUUGCUGCUCCUUGGCGGCCCAGGCUCCGGGAAGACCGCGCUGCUGUUCGCGGCGGCCCUGGAGGCGGCGGGGGAGGGCCGGGGCCCGGUCCUCUUCCUGGCCCGGAGGCCGCUGCAGAGCCUGCCGGGUGGGACACGAGCCGCGCGUGACCCUCUGCGUCUCCAGAAGAUCCGCUUCCAGUACCCGGCUUCAACCCGGGAGCUUUUUCGGCUUCUCUGCUCUGCCCAUGAGGCCCGGGCACCAACCCCCUCCCUCCUCCUACUAGACGGCGUGGAAGAGUACCUGGCCGAAGAUCUGCGGCCCCACAAAGCCGCCCACUUGGCCGCCCUGCUUCUGGACACGGCUGCCCAUUUCAGCCACCGGGCUGGGCCUGGCGGGGGCUGUGGGGUUGUGGCGGCCUUCCAGACCCAGGAGGAGGCAGACAGUGGGGACACCCUGCAGUUAGCACUGCUCCAGCGGUAUUUCCCGGCCCGAUGCUGGCUGCAGCCAGCUGCACCAGGCCCCGGACAGCGCUGUCUCCAAGCCAGCCUGGAGCCGGGCGGGCUGGGCCCCAGGACAGAGUGGUGGGUGGCUUUCGGACUAGAUGGAGAGAUGACAAUCACCCCAUGGUCCACCGAGGCUGGUGACCCCAGCCUAGACAAGGGCUCGGGCUCUGGAGGCCAGCCCUGAGCUUCAAGAUGUGACCCCCCCCUUUCGGUGCCUCAGUUUCUCUUGAAUAAAAUGGGGGUUGGAGUACUUACCUCAAGGACAUGUUGUACAGACUCAAAGACCUCAAGGGCUUCUGCUCUUGUAAAAAUAGCAUCAUGUCCAAAUUAUGCUGAGUCAACAUAUGGUUUGGUUUUGCUUGUUUAGUUUUUGCCUACUUUGAACUUUAUAAAGGAAUUUGUACAAAA
This is a messenger RNA of Choloepus didactylus (southern two-toed sloth), 977 nucleotides long. It is a transcript of the gene SWSAP1, whose product is annotated as SWIM-type zinc finger 7 associated protein 1. The transcript is spliced from 2 exons. NCBI's taxonomy places the organism in Eukaryota, Metazoa, Chordata, Mammalia, Pilosa, Megalonychidae. The record is from RefSeq and is a predicted model, not a curated record. Gene Ontology annotation, biological process: double-strand break repair via homologous recombination. Gene Ontology annotation, cellular component: Shu complex. Gene Ontology annotation, molecular function: single-stranded DNA binding. Bases 1 to 753 code for a protein of 250 amino acids.